Messenger RNA from Chroicocephalus ridibundus (black-headed gull), 5706 nucleotides. RefSeq names its product glucoside xylosyltransferase 2 (gene GXYLT2). Gene Ontology annotation, molecular function: UDP-xylosyltransferase activity. The transcript has 7 exons. NCBI's taxonomy places the organism in Eukaryota, Metazoa, Chordata, Aves, Charadriiformes, Laridae. Gene Ontology annotation, biological process: protein O-linked glycosylation via N-acetylgalactosamine. Bases 432 to 1553 code for a protein of 373 amino acids. The record is from RefSeq and is a predicted model, not a curated record.
GAAGGGUAGUGCUGGUAGCACUGUGACUUCAGUGGUGCUCUCGUGGCACUUAUUUGAAAACUAAUGGAUCCAAUAUCCCUACGGAGAGGUGAGAGACACGAUGAGAGUGGUUCUGGCCAUCAGCCCCACAGCCCUUCCCUGUUGCUGUUCCACAGCGCGUGGUCGCUGCAGCGCAGAGCAGUCCCUGGAGCGCGGAGCAGCCACGUGGCGCAGUUCACUGCCACUCACACCCCGAGGGACAUGUGAGGCCCCGCUUUCCCUGCCAUCCCCAUGCCAAGGAUGGUGUCUCCAUUCUUUGUGCAGCUUAUACUCCAAGAGGCAGCCAGAAUACUUGUAUUUCUGUCUUACUCUAUAUUUAAAGGUGAUAAACCAGGUUAUGAACCUAAACAGGAUUUAUUUCUGUGAAAUUCGCAGUGUUGCCGUCUCUGCUGAUGUUGCACAGAAGACCGGUGAAGUCACUUGAUCAGUUGUACAAGGACAAGUUCAAAGCCAACCCAAAGAAGCCUGGAGAACACAAACGUUCAAAAGAACCUUCAUCUUUGCCAUGCAUGCAUCUCGCAGUUGUGGCAUGUGGGGACCGGCUGGAAGAGACGCUAAUCAUGCUGAAAUCGGCAGUUCUCUUUAGCAACAGGAGGCUCUGCUUUCACAUUUUUGCUGAGGAUUCCCUUAAGCCUGAAUUUGAGAAGAAGUUAAAGGAAUGGCCUUCCUCAUAUACAAAGAAGUUUGAAUACAACAUUUACCCAAUAACCUUCUCAGUAGGAAAUGCUCAGGAAUGGAAAAAGUUAUUCAAACCAUGUGCUGCCCAGCGCCUUUUUCUUCCGGUCAUUUUAAAGGAUGUGGACUCUCUCCUUUAUGUGGACACUGAUGUUCUCUUCCUGAGGCCCAUCGACGACAUCUGGCAUAUCCUGAAAGAGUUCAACUCAACACAGCUAGCUGCUAUGGCCCCAGAACACGAAAUACCAAAGAUUGGCUGGUACAGUCGAUUUGCGCGUCACCCUUAUUAUGGGACAACUGGAGUCAAUUCUGGAGUGAUGCUAAUGAAUUUAACACGGAUACGCAACACUCAGUUCAAGAACAGCAUGAUACCGAGCGGUUUGACUUGGGAGGAAAUGUUAUACCCGUUAUACCAAAAGUACAAAAAUUACAUUACAUGGGGAGAUCAGGAUUUACUAAAUAUAAUUUUUUACUUUAACCCGGAGUGUCUCUAUGUGUUUCCAUGUCAGUGGAACUACCGGCCUGACCACUGUAUGUACGGAAGCAACUGUAAAGGUGCAGAAGAAGAAGGUGUCUCUAUUCUGCAUGGAAAUAGAGGUGUCUACCAUGACGACAAACAGCCUACAUUCAAGGCACUCUAUGAAGUGAUACGUGAUUUUCCAUUUGAAGACAAUCUCUUCCAGUCUUUGUACUACCCUCUGCAGUCUAAGUUUCUGGAUACGGUGCACACUUUAUGUGGGAGAAUUCCACAAGUAUUUUUGAAGCAAAUUGAGAAAACUAUGAAGAAGGUGUAUGAAAAUCGGGUCAUUGUCUACUUGGGGGCCAACCACAGAUACUAAAUGUAGCUAUAUUUUUACAGAGUUUUUAAUUCUUGCACCCGAUCUCAUGAAGCAUGUAAAUGAAGAGUAUGAACUCCUUUACUGAAACUCAGAAUUAAAAUAUUUUCCUUAUCCAAUUUCCUAAUAACCUCUGCAAUUACAAAAACAGAGGAAAUCCUAGAAGUCUACCUAAACUCUCCUUUCUUAGGCCUUUUGUUCUCUUCCUACAUUUACUCGUGGUUGUAACAGGGUGAGUUGAUAAUUCACUUUUAUUUGACAAGUUUAGUUUGGUUAUUUGUUUAAUUACAGCUGUAUUCACUGUAACGUUUUCUGAAGUUGUGCAAAAGCUUGUACUGAUCUUAGGCUUGACAAAGAGGCUAUGGUUUGAGCUAUGUAACAUAUAGGGAAUAUAACUCUUGAAAUAUUAGGGCAAAUAUUCUUGAUUGUCAUGAGGACACUGAAUUACAGAAACGAUCACUCUUGUGAUAGGAUGAGUUAAAAUUUACUAUAGUAAAGGGAAAGUAUUUGCUUAAAAUUGCACUUCUGUCUGAAGGUAUGUUACUUGCUAUUCUUCAGAUGUAGGACCUAAGAUUUCUCUUACUUAAAAAGAUUAGGGGAAUAGAAGUGCCUAUUUACUUUCUAUUUUAUAGCACUUUUGGUGGAGUGAUUGUCAUUUUUCCCCUCUGCUCUUCCAUAGUUUCAUGAAGGCUUCUCAUGAAGGAAUUAUAAGGAAAAUAAUUACAGCAUAAAUAGGAAAACAGCGUACAAGAAAUGGGAGGGGGAUGCGGUAGAGCUGUGGCACCUGCACAGCUAAUGGAGAACAGAAAGAGAAUCCUUGCUUGCAUGGAGUACAGUCAUGGUCUUCCCCUCCAGCCUCUUACAGUUUUGAGAAUGUAUUCCCUAACUUGGUAAUACUAAUUACAUUAGAUACAGUCUGAGAAUAUGGUGAGUGAAGAGUACAAAACCAGGUACUAUUGAUCUGUUUUCCUGUUUAACUAAUCUUCUUUAAUUGCUAUUUGCUGCACAGUAACAAUGGUAGGCCACCGAAACCAUUCUUCCAUCCCUGUGUUGGGAGACUGAGAAUGCUGCCUCUGACCCCCAUUUUCUGCUUCGCCAGAAACCCAGGGCAUAGAAAUGUGUUUCUGCCUGGCACUGCCAUUCCUGGAAGUAGAGAGUUUCAUGCUAGGAUCAUAACGAAUGGCCUCAAAGUGAAAGAGGAUACAAGAUGGAUUUGAUGUUUAUUUAAAAUACUUCAUUUAGCUUAGAUUUCGAAAGUAUGAUGUUCGUCUUAGGAUAUGCACAGACAAGACCUUAUUAAAACUCAGCAGUAGCUGAAAGGUGCUUGGGACAAGUCACUGGGGAGCUGGAAGUGAGGACACUCUUAAAGAGCAGUGAUACAAGAGCAGACUCCCAGAGGGCAUUUUCUGAGUAUAAACCCUGAGGGGUGUGUGUAGGUGAGUGCUUAAAGAAAACAGCAGAGAAAAUCAUCUUACUUUUCAAGUCUGUUUGGCAAAAAAAAAUUAGGCAUUACUUGGAACUACUCCCUUUUAUAUCUAAUAAGCAAAGUAGGAGAGGGGUGAGGAGGGUGAGAUACGUGAAGCUUUUCUCUAAUGCAAGGAAAACUGAUACAGAUUGUAGAUCUUGUACAUGUAACAUUUAUUAGAGACAAAUACUUGGGGUGUGUGGAUGAGGGAAAGGAUGUUGCCUAAGUUAAAAAGUAGGAUUUCUGAAGAAUUACAGUUUGGGGGGUUUCUACCCCGUCCAGUCAGGACUGAUGCACAGUUUCAUAAGAAUACCGUCUCCCAGAGAAGGUCCUUUUAGCUUGCACGUUCCUCUCUGCUUGUGUGGCAGCUCAUGAGAGGAGGGGAAAUACAGGCCUUGCUGGCGUCUCAGGCUGCCAGAUAAACAGGCUGUACACGGGAUGAAGUGCUGACGAACUUUUUCCAAACACUAGAGUGUGAAAACGUCUGUGACACAUCCGUAAGUGUGCUGUGUGAAUGACACGACAUGGCAAACAGCAUCGCUACAGAGUCAUCUGAGAAGAGGAGGUGUUAAGAGAGAGGCUUGGAGUAAGGGGCAUACGGUCUUGGUCCUGGCGAAUUCACUGCUGGUCUGUGCUCACAGGCGUGACAAACACAAACGUCUGUUGUUUGCGCCUUUAUGUGCUGCAAAUUCUGAUCAACUUGUGUGUGUUUCUGACUCAGAUCUGUGGCCUUUGCCACAGAAGUGUAACUCAACAUGCAAAGGACAGAGGCAACUCUGCAUCUAUUUUGAUUGAAAGCCUGAGACCCAGAAAAGCAUUUAAACUUAAGUAUAGAUGUUACAGUCUUUUGCAACUUGCCUUAGUAUAUUUUACUUUAACUGAAGUUUUAGUUGCCACUUUAAAAGAACAGUACAUUUGUAAAUACAGAGAAAAGUUUGGAAAUGUAACCCAAAUGAAUCUUGAAGACUUCAGAGCCAGAGGGCAAUGAAAGGAAAAAUUCAGCAGGCUGUUUUAAAAAGUUUAAUAUAACGUAAACCUAACAUAUGGCAGGUAAACCUUUUAGGCUAGCAAUAGUGAGAACUUGUAAAAGAUAUUAGCUUGCUUUUUGAUCCUUAUUUUCAAGUAUCAGGGUAAGGCUGACUGUUGGUCAAACGAGGAUAGAUGAGGCGCAUGCUGGGCUCUCUGAAUUCCUCAUUUCUACGGUAUCUACAAGCCACAGAAAGUCGCAGAGCAAAAGUCUUGUUCCCCAGACAGUCGCGACUCUGGUGCUAAAGCCUCUGAAGUUUAGGAGGCUGCGAUUGUGUAAGCUGUGAUUCAACAGAACCCUGCAACUAUGGGCACAUUCAAAUGAAGGAAAAGAAUUCAUUACAAAACAAAGGCAUUAUUGCAUAUAAAAUGAUUAGAGAUUGAAAGAGUGCUUUUUAUGUUUACAGGAGGUGCUACGUUAUGUUUAGAAAGAACCGUGUUGUGUUCUCAACAGCUAUUAAAAAUAUGAAGUAUAUGCUUUAACAUGAAGACUUUUGUUAAUGUAAUAUCAACUUGCAGGAAGAAUGGGGAAGGUUCCCCCCUGCUGGGCUUUUUCUGAGAAAAAAAGCUAUAAUUUGAGCUCUCCAAAGUGUUUUAAAACAAUUAUGUAGCUUUGAUUUUUUUUGUUGUUAGAACUAUUAAUUUAUAUUUUAUUACAGCUUCCAAAACAAUGUUAUAUUUUGGUUUUAACAGUAGUGGAUUCUAAUAUUAACCUUGUUUAGAAAACAGUUCUCAUUCAUUUUGUAUUUCAUACUUGUGGCUAAUUCCUUGUUUAUUAGCCUUCAUUUAUUUUAAUAAUGGGAUGUGUAAAUACUUAUAUAGACUUUUGUAUGCUCAUUUCCCCUUCCUCUCAUGUAUUUUAGUUAUUUCCAAGGGUAUAAUGUAACCAAAAGACCUUUGCUAAUGUAACACCUUGAGCAGCGUCAUCGUAACAUAGUGUGGAAAUGAAGAUAGUUUUCUUUAAACGAACAGAAACUCCAGCACACAGAAUGUAUUGGUAACAAAGGAAAAGAAUCACCUUUGGCACCGCGGCAGAAAGAGCAGAGUACAGCCCAGAGAACUGGGCCCGGGUUAUUUGAACGUAAGCCCUAGCCCAGCAAAUGUUGGAUACUCCGAAUUUUGCCUGGGUAGUCAGUAGGCUUAUAUGCAAUGCAUAAAGUUAAGCAUGUAACCAAGUCCUUGCUGUAUCAGCGUCAAAUAUUCAGGUUUUAAAUUUGCUAUAUUUUACUUGAACUUGCCGAAGAUAGAUAAACAGGGGUUUUAUAUUAAGAGCUGCUGAGCACCUCCUUUUAGCCCAAAGCCUUUUAAGAAAGUGUCAGGCUACCAGUGCGCAUUGUACAACAAAGAACUGCCAGAGUGGGGAGCAUUUGGUUUCAUCAUUUGUAUAACGUGAGAGUUUUUCUAGCCUAUUUGCCCGCACAUUACAAAGUGGGCUUAGAUAGCUCCGCUGUCAUUUUGCUUACAGAUGGAAACUGGAAACUGCUCUGUGUGUGUGUACACACAACAAGAGCGUAUGUGUAAAGAAUUCUGUACCUUUUCUCGAUCAUUUAAUUGCUUGUGUAUUUUUAUUUGGCAAGUGCACCAAUUGCUUACAGCUCCCAAGGAGGCCUAGCAGUGCAUUUCUGUGUUCAUUAAUCCUUUGUCUUACAUUACAAAUAAAGGAAG